CUGAUUACCAUGCGGAGAGGGAAGAAUGAGGAGGGGGAGGAAGAGGAGGUGGAGGAGGAGGAGGAGGCUGGAGCGAUGAGGAUUUCGAGGUUAUGUGCAGAGAGCGAAGCGUCUGAGCCCGUCUCUGGAUCUCUGCUCCCCCGACGACUUUUCGGAUUCUGCUCCACUGUGGGAUUUAGUUUUACAAACUUAAGGAAAAGAAAAAGGAAGAAGAGGAGUGGACGGUGAAGGAGGACAAGGCCAUGGCCUCCUGGUUCAGCUGGAAUGAGCCUUACUACCGGAGCCCCCGACGGGACCCUGCAGACGUGGUCACCAACACCCUGAUGCUGGAGUUCAGCUGGCAGCUGAAGGAGGCCGAGAGGCAGCAGAGGGAGAGGGAGAGCGAGUACCGGCGCCUCAAGACCGGAGUGGACUACAGCUGGCUGGCCAGCAUGCCUCGCUCCUCCUACAGCAUCAGCACCGGCGAGAGGCUCAGCCUGGAGGACCUCUGCUCCAAGGUGCCGCCGUCCUGCUGCGGCCUGGUCAUACUCAAGUUCCGGGAGGUCAUGCAGGCCAACGAGCCCGAGGUGCAGGAGGUGCCGGGCCUGUUCCGUUCCGUCCUCCUCGAGGCUCUGGAGCACCUGAAGGAGGAGCAGGAGGCUCAGCGGCUCACCCGCCAGUGGAACAACAAGCGUGCCAUGAGCGUGUCCCUCAUAAACUUCAGGUCCAGGAUCAAGAUCAACCCCUUCGGCAGCACGGUGGGCCUGACCUCCGCUGCGGCCGAGGGCGCCGGGCUGAGCGACCUCAAAACGGUGUCCGAGGACGUGGAGCGAGGGACGGACAGGGAGCUGAGGGUGUGGAGCAUGCCCGACUUCAGAUACAAAGGAACCAGCAGCAGCAAGGUUGUUUGACGAUGGGGCCUCGUGGGGCACGAGACGCUUUGAGCUGGGACAGAUGCUGACCUCUGGACCUCUGCUGUUCAACGUCCAGUUUGCACCAGGCAACAGAGGAUGAGUCCCAUCCUCCUCCUGUGUUUUCGGUAUGAGACCACUCAGCACUUGAUCUACUGAAAGGACGAUGUCAGCUUCUGUACCUCACAAAACAGAUAUAUCAACAAUGGAAGGAGUUUCAAGGUUUCAGGAGAUUAUCACCUGUUUAGAUUUUGUAGAUUCUUGGUAUCUGAGCACGAAGAGAUAUUUACUGUAGCUUUACACUGAUGUUUAUCUAAUUUUAAGUAUUUCAUGUUGCAGGAGAAAAUGAUUGUGUUACGUCAGACUACACAAAAUGCCUGAGAGGAGAAUGAUCUUCGAUAGCAG
Molecule: messenger RNA, 1295 nt
Organism: Paralichthys olivaceus (Japanese flounder)
Lineage: Eukaryota; Metazoa; Chordata; Actinopteri; Pleuronectiformes; Paralichthyidae
Source: RefSeq, a predicted model, not a curated record